Molecule: messenger RNA, 1563 nt
Organism: Peniophora sp. CBMAI 1063
Lineage: Eukaryota; Fungi; Basidiomycota; Agaricomycetes; Russulales; Peniophoraceae
Source: the annotation of a GenBank genome assembly
AUGCACAUUAACGACCUGCCUGCUGAACUCUUGACGACUAUUUAUGAGAUGGUGGUCUAUGAUGAGACAGUCUCCUCGUGGGCCGCGCCCACCUGUAUGAAGGAGAGCUACUGGGAUAAGCCAAGGAAGGACUAUGUCCUGAUAGAUCCGAAUGCGGAUCUACAUAUUCGGCAGAGGAGGAAAUACGCCAUGACCAAGAACUUAAUGUUGACAUCGAAACUCUGGUACAGGCUCAGCUACUAUCUCCUCUUCCAAACAAUCUUCAUAUCCGAUGCUGCCGAUAUACCUGCUGUCUGCAUCGCUUUCGAGCGCACGGAGGAGCUCGCGUGGUACGUGCAGAGGAUGCACGUUGUGCGGUGGUACGCCCCGCGCGGGUUAUCCAUGUCGCACCUGGCAGCUAUGUUGGUGUCGGUCAUCCAACAAUGUCCAAAUCUUAUGUCCUUCACCAUUGAAUGGUCGCUCUCCACCGCAUUCCCGGACGUGGCGAGUUCGCUCUCGAUGUUCUCUUCGCACACCCUUCGCGCACUCCGCAUCAGCGUGACGCCCUCAAACCUCUCUCGCUUCAUCUGGGCUCUUGAGUGCUUGCCCCUACUCUUCUCAUGUCAAGUUGACGUUGCGAUGGAGGGCGCUACCGACGAUACACCAGGCCCCGAACCACCAGAGAUCACGCCACGGCUGGGCGCUGCCUCGAGUCUGCCCCUCGAGCUACCACAGCUUCAACAACUUGUUGUUCGCGGACGCUCUCAAGCACUCCUUGAACAUGCAUGUGGAUGGUCUCUCCCGGUCCUGUCGGCAGUGACCAUAGACUUCGGGCUGCACACCACCGACAUGCCUGACAUUAUCUCCUUUCUCGACAGUCACGGCUCAACACUCAGUUUCCUCGACUUGAACACCAUACCCGCAGUCGAGGUGGCAGCAGUCUUGGCUCGCUGCCCUCUGCUCACCUCUUUCGCCUUCAACCCUGAUUGGCAUCUGCCAUUCCAUGAACCCGAGCAGAACGCGCCGUUCGUAUAUGCGCCUCACAAGAACAUCCGGCAUAUCGGCCUGCACCAGCUCUUGCACGCGUUCUUGCCAGGGAGCCCUGAACUUGCCGCGGCUGCAGCACGGACGAACGACGCGACCUUCGCGCAGCUCACACGUACCAACUUCCCCAAUCUCACGCUUGUGCGCCUACUAUCGCGGCCACUGCUUGCUGCGCUUGAACGCAACGAUGGGCCUUCGGACGGAGAUGGCAUGGCGCGAUGGGAGCGCUGGGAUACCUCAUGCCGUGUGCAAGGCGUUCGCCUUGAAGAUUGCACUGGUGCACCCUUCGGCGAUCUACCGGAGGACGAGGACUCAAUCGAGUACUACGAGGUUGACAGCGACGCGGAGGAGAUCGUCGAGGAGCGCGAGGCUGCAAGGAGAAAGGAGAAGCCAGAUGGGCUGCAGCCUUCGAAUGUGCAGGAGCUGAGGGAUCUCAUCGAGCAGAUUCGCAAUUUUGAUAUGAAGGAUCCCUUGGAUGGGGUGUUCACCGCUGCGCUGGCUGGUGGUCCUCCCCCUGCUGCAUUCGCCUUCGCACAGUGA